AUGAAGACUGCCGCUGUCGCCACCUCCAUCCUGGCCUCUGCCAUGGCCGUUUCGGCCCAGGACAUCCAGUCCAAGCCCUUUAACAUCCAGCUCACGUCCGAUGACUCCACCGUCAACGACAAGUACAUCGGCGCCUGCCACUCUGGUGCCGCCAUCGAGAGCCUCUGCCUGACCGACCGCCCGGUCACGAUGCACCUCAACUCCACCAGCGAGCAGAACCUCGACAACGGUCUCCUGACUUGGCUGCUGCCCUCCAACCUCCCCGUCGACUCUGCCAUGCACCUCGUCGCCGACCCCUCUUCCAACGUCGCCCAGGCUGUCUUCUACCCCGGUCCUAGCGACGGCCAGUACGUCCAGUUCACCGACGACAAGCUCGCCCUCUUCUCCGGCAUCGACGACACAAAGGUCCCCAUCGAGGCUGGCACGCCCAAGCCCAUUGAGAACUGGUACAUCUGCGACUCCUACUACUCGUCGUACCGCUACAAGACCCUCAGCUGGGUCUACGGCAAGGCCGGCCCCCAGAACCCUACCUGCGUCAAGGUCACGGUCAAGCGCAACUUUGAGUAG
Messenger RNA from Akanthomyces muscarius, 567 nucleotides. RefSeq lists its product as uncharacterized. The transcript is spliced from 2 exons. The record is from RefSeq and is a predicted model, not a curated record. Lineage: Eukaryota; Fungi; Ascomycota; Sordariomycetes; Hypocreales; Cordycipitaceae. The coding region runs from base 1 to 567 and encodes 188 amino acids.